GAAGUGCGGGGCUGGUUGGGCGACCCGCGGGCGGCGCAGCUCGGCGAGAGCUCAGCUCGGCCGCAGCGCCAGGCCGGGGCUCCAGGCUCCCCGCGGGCGCACGGCAGACAGAGCCCUUUGCCAUGAACCAGUCAGCUCCAGGGAUCCCCCCAGCACCCCGCCGUGUGAGGCUGAAGCCCUGGCUGGUGGCCCAGGUGAACAGCUGCCAGUACCCAGGACUUCAGUGGGUCAACGGGGAAAAGAAACUCUUCUAUAUCCCCUGGCGCCACGCCACAAGGCAUGGUCCCAGCCAGGAUGGAGACAACACCAUCUUCAAGGCCUGGGCUAAAGAGACUGGGAAAUACACAGAGGGGGUGGAUGAGGCUGACCCUGCCAAGUGGAAAGCCAACCUGCGCUGUGCCCUUAACAAAAGCCGUGACUUCCAGCUGUUCUAUGAUGGCCCUCGAGAUAUGCCACCUCAGCCCUACAAGAUCUAUGAGGUCUGCUCCAACGGCCCUGCUCCUACAGAGACACAGCCCACUGAUGAUUAUGUUCUGGGAGAAGAGGAGGAGGAAGAUGAGGAAGAGCUCCAGAGAAUGCUACCAGGCCUGAGCAUCACAGAACCUGUGCUACCUGGGCCUCCCAUAGCACCCUAUUCCUUACCCAAAGAAGACACCAAGUGGCCACCAGCUCUCCAGCCACCUAUAGGACUGGGUCCCCCUGCUCCAGACCCAAAUCUCCUGGCCCCUCCCUCUGGAAAUCCAGCUGGCUUCAGGCAGCUUCUCCCUGAGGUCCUGGAGCCUGGACCCCUGGCUUCCAGUCAGCCCCCUACAGAACAACUCUUGCCUGACCUGCUGAUCAGCCCCCACAUGUUGCCUUUGACUGACCUAGAGAUUAAGUUCCAGUACCGGGGGCGCCCACCCCGGGCCCUCACCAUCAGCAACCCACAAGGCUGUAGGCUCUUCUAUAGCCAGCUAGAGGCUACCCAGGAGCAAGUGGAACUCUUUGGCCCUGUGACCCUGGAGCAAGUGCGCUUUCCUAGCCCAGAGGACAUCCCCAGUGACAAGCAGCGUUUCUAUACGAACCAGCUGUUAGAUGUCCUGGACCGAGGGCUCAUCCUGCAGCUGCAAGGCCAGGACCUGUACGCCAUCCGUCUGUGCCAGUGCAAGGUGUUCUGGAGUGGGCCCUGCGCCUUGGCCCAUGGCUCCUGCCCCAACCCCAUCCAGCGGGAAGUCAAGACAAAGCUCUUUAGCCUAGAGCAGUUUCUCAAUGGCCUUACUUAUCUUGAUGCAGAACUCAUCCUAUUCCAGAAGGGCCAAACCAAUACCCCACCACCUUUUGAGAUCUUCUUUUGCUUUGGAGAAGAAUGGCCUGACGUCAAACCCCGAGAGAAGAAGCUCAUUACUGUACAGGUGGUACCCGUUGCAGCCCGGUUGCUGCUGGAGAUGUUCUCAGGGGAGCUUUCUUGGUCAGCAGACAGCAUUCGGCUGCAGAUCUCGAACCCGGAUCUCAAAGACCACAUGGUGGAGCAGUUCAAAGAGCUCCAUCACAUCUGGCAGUCCCAGCAGCGGAUGCAGCCCGUGGUCCAGGCCCCUCCGGUGGCAGGCCUCGAUGCUGGCCAGGCGCCCUGGCCCAUGCACCCAGUUGGCAUGCAAUAGUGAGGCUACAGACGGGUUGACUUGGACCUCCUCUGGCAGCUGUAUAGACUGAUGGAGCAAUGUAGUAGCCCCAGCGGGCCUGGCUGGCUGCAGGGCUCUGAGUCUCCUGGAAGCAGAGUCAGGGUAACAAGGACAUAGAAGAGAGGCCUGAGGUCACAUUUUCCCUAAACAUUUUCUAUUUGAGCACCACCUUCUGGUGAUUUCUCUAAUAUGCCUGGCUCCUAAUGAAGCCAGCAGCCCCAGUGGGAGGGAGGGAACAUCACUAGCCUGAGGCCUUCAAUACACAGGUCCAAUUACCCCAGGGUAGCCAACUUUUAAGGUUGCCCCAAUUCCUCUAGCAAAACCUGCCAAGGAGUGUUGUGGGGCUUCUGCAGAGAACGGGCCUGAUUUGGAGUUCCCUAGCUUGAGCCUUUCUCAUCAUCCUUAGGACCAGGAUUUGUCAGGCAUCUGGGGCCGGCAGCUCUCCUCUCUCAGCAUCUAAGAAGCUGGGGCAGAAAGUAGAAUUUAAUAUAUUUUUGGAUUAAUAAAUGUUUAAAGCAGGUUUGCCCAUUUAUUGACUGAUUCCAGUGCCAGCGGCUUCUGUUGUACCGGACUGUUCAGUUGCCAGUUGGCCUGGUCCCGGCAUAGUCUGGCGUGGUGCUUGGCAGGAGUUGGGGAGGCCCCGCCUUCCUGUCAGUGAGUCAGCUGUGCCUUCACACUCACCUGGCUGGCUUUGCUUUCCAGGAGGAAGCACACUGGGACAAAUGUUUGGAAUCCUGAAUGAGUUCUGUCUAAAAACUGUCCAAACCGUCCCAGAAGAGAAUGAAGAAAUAAUAGGAAAGGCGAGAAUGAAGAAACAGCCACACUUCAGGCUGUCAAAACCUGGGGUUUUAAAAAUUUUAAUUUUUUUUUGAGACCAGACUGGCCUUAAACUUUUGGUAUUAACCAAAGCUGUCUUUGAACUAACUCCUGAUCCUCUGUUCUUGCUGUCUCCUUAAGUGCUGAGUAGAAUGCUUGCUUAGCAAUGCACAAAGCUAUAGGUUUGAUUCCCUGUAACAUACAUUCAAAACAAGGAAAGGAUUAGCUGGGUGUGGUGGCUCAUGCCUAUAAUCCCAGCACCAGGGAGGCUAAAACAGGAAGCUCAGCAGGUUAAAAACCAGCCUAGAACGCAGCUACAGUAAGAGCUGAACAUGUUAAAAAAAAAACAUGUGGUCUUCUAGAAUUUGCUGCUAAUAUUAGGAUAGUACAUGCAAAUUGGUGGCUCAUCGCUCGACUCUGGUUCAGGAAUAAUAUUCUAGUGCAAACAAUAGUUUCUCUCUUGGGGGCGGUGAUAGCAGUGGCAAAAUCUAUUAUGCAGCCCAGACUGUCUUGCUCCUUGCUCUGUAGACCAGACUGGCUUUGAACUCAAGAGGUACAUCUGCCUCUGCUUCCAGUGAUGUCCAGGGGUUAAAGAUGUGCGCCAACAUGCCUGGGACAUUUUAUCUUUUCAUUAUGGAAGACUUUAUACAUUUGUGAAAAUAGAAAAAUAAUGGUAUGAAAACCUCUGUACCAGUUUUAAAGAUUAUCAAUUGAAUGUAAUCUUUCUCAUUGCACCUCCCUCCCAGGCUCCCUACAGAGAUUAUUUUGAAGUAAAUAGUAGAAAUAACAUUUCAUGUAUAUUUUCCUAAAACCAUUCCCCUCCCCCUGCUCUGGGGGAUGCUCUACCGUUAUGAUCUGCCACUGAGCUAAAAUCCCCAGCUAUUAAAGAAAAAAUUAUUUUUCCUUUGAAGAAAAAAGAUUUUCUUAUCAAGUAUCCAGUUUAUGAGGCUCUUAGAGAGAUGGCUGUCAGUAAAGAGCUCACAAGGAUCCGACAAGGAUUCCAAGCCCAUGCUACAGAAAAAAGACAAAAAGAAAGAAAAGAAGGGUCAGGUGUUGCAUUUUAUAAAAAGAUAAGGAGAGAAGGAAUAUGUCUGGUGGGUGUGUAGCCAGGUACAGCGAAUGGCAUGCUUCUGCCGGCCCAUGCCAAGGCAUCCGUGCCCUGAGGGACCAGCCACACGGAGUAGUAUAGCAUAGAGUUUAUUCAGGGCGGGGGGAGGGGAGUUGAGAGGGUAGUACAGACAGAGAAAGGCAGAGAGAGGAGAGAAGUAGAGGCUGGCCAUGAGCAUGUGGAAAGGGGGAGAGCAGAACGGGGAGAGGGGAGAGGACGAGAGGACAGAGUGAGAACCAGAAAGGGGCAAGCAGCCCCUUUUAUAAUGAGUCAGACAUGCCUGACUGCUGCCUGGUAACUGGGGCAGAGCUUAGACAAAAUGCUAACAUCAGGCACUAAGGCAUAUGUUGUCAUUAGGAGGCAAAACAAGGGAAUCCCUUAAUCUCACUGGUCCAGGUUCUAUAUCUUGUCUCAAAGAAUUAAGGAGACUGGCCACCACUGGCCUCCACAUGUGUACACACACAUUCACAGGAACAUGUACCCAGCAGCCACACAACCUAGUGCUCAGAAAUUUAAGGCAGCCAGAGAACAUCUAUUCUCCAUUAGUGGUGAAAAUGCACUGUUCCUGACUGUUCGGUGACACAUUUUGUAUGUUGCCGGAGAACGCUUGAUUGGAUUCAGGUUGCAAUUUUGAUGUCUGAUGAAUGAGAUUUGAGUUUCCAACAUUGGUUCUUAAAAUAACACAAUGAGGGCCAGAGAAGGGCUCAGCCGUGAAGAUGCCAUCAAGCCUGAUGGUUCAAUCCCAGGGACCUACAUUGGAGAACUUGAGUCUCCAAAGUUGUCUUCUGACCUCCAUGUGUGCACUGUGAUACACACUCCCCUCCUCAUAUCAUAAUACAUACAUGUAACAAAUAAUGCAAUGAAAAGCUAGUGUUGCGCACAUUUCUCUAUUUAUGUUUAUUAGGCACUGAUAAAAAUGCCAUGGAUAUUUAGGAAUUGAGCAUACUCUCAAAUGCCAUUUUGUUAACCAGACAGGUGAAAAAUACUACCUCAUUCCUAUUUCCUACCUUGAGCAAGGAGGAGGAGCUUUUCGCAUGGUUACAUGGUCUAUGCAGACUUUUAAAAAGUUACAUGGAACUGGUGAGCCAGCUACGUAAGGCUCGCCAUGCAAGCACCACCUAGAUUGAUCUCUGGAGACCACAGAUGGGUGUGCCCCCUAUAUCACACGUACACAAUAAAUAGCUUAAAGAGUAAAAACCAGGGCUGGGGAUGUAAGCUCAGCUGUUGGAUGUGUGCUUCUGUGGGAAGCCUUGAGUGGCAUCCCUAGCAGUCCACAGUCAAUAAAAACAGCAACAGAGGUGGAGCACACACAGAUUGAACAGAUUCCCAGCCCUUUGGGAGGAUGAAAAUGUUACUUGGGUCAAAGUCAUUCCUAGCUCAAAGCAGAAACUGUCACUUUCCAGUAAACACUUCAGUUUUAAAAUUUGAGGAAAAGCUUCUAAAAUAAGAACAUUCUUGCACACUUCACACUAUUUCUAACUAAAUAAUAUCUCCUGGUUUUUUUUGGAAUUUUUUAUUUUUCAAGACAGGUUUCUGGGUGACCCUGGGUGUCCUAGAACUCACUCUAUAAAUGACCAGGCUGGCCUCUCAAGUGGGACUGAGCGUGCAAGCCACCCCACCCAGCUGGGAUUUCAGCAUUUCUUAACUCUCCCACUCUGAGGCUCAGGAUCCCAUCCAAGACACUGUAUUUGGUUAAGUCUUUACCUCCUGGCCUGUGGGGUUUUGAUAAUGGGGUUUUAAGUACAGAAGGCCACAGAAAUGUCCUUCCUUUGGCCUCCACCGUGUGCAUAAAACACACAGGUCCUCAGCUGCUGUGCCCUUGUGGAUGUACGAGCGCAGUCAUUCCCACUGAGGCUGCAGGAGGUGAGCAGCAGCAGCAGCAGCAGCAGCAGCAGCAGCAGCAGCAGCAGCAGCAGCAGCAGCAGCAGCAGCUUCCAGCAGGAUGCAGAGCCAGCAGCUCCCUGUAAGCUUUUGGUUUUUCUGUCUGACCCAGUUCCCGAAUAGUGACGUGGAGGCUUAUUUAUUUAUGAGCCAAUCCCCGGGCCAUGCGCUAGGCUUGUUCCCUAACAAGUUAUAACUCUACUAACCCAGUUGUACUACUCCAUGUCUGCCACGGAGCUGGUUACCUCUCAGCUUCACACGUCCACCUUGCUGUACAUCUCAGUGACUAGUCUCUCAGGCCUGACUCUUUCCGAGCUCCUGUCUCUCUGCCAGGUAUCCCGCCUCCCUGCCCUGCCCUGCCCUGGGCACUGAGCUCUUUAUUGAUGCUUUUACAUGGCAAGCAAGAGCGUAUCCCCACCAGACACGUCUUUAUAAACUGCUCAGAUGCCUCUUCGGUUCCACGAAAGCUGGUUUCACAGGCGGGUUAGCCGAUCAAUUCUGGGCAGUGAGCAGUGAAUGGAAAUAAAACACUGGUAACAUUUUAAAAAUUGGUUUUUAUUUUUUCUUUUUUCUGUUUUUUUUUUUUUUUUUGGUGCUGUUGAUUUAUUCAUAAGAUGGCUACACCACAGGACAGAACAGUGCCCUUGAAGGCAAUUAAUUUUCACACAUUUUUUAGCAAAAUACAGGUAGCCCUGUAAAUACAUCCCCUCCAUAUUCUCACCCUCUUUUUUAUCCCCUCCCACCCCAUGUUUGUGGAUGAAUAAUUCACUAAAAAAAAAAAAAAGAAAGAAAGAGAGAGGGGGGGUUUAAUACA
Apodemus sylvaticus (European woodmouse) is the source of this 6277-nucleotide messenger RNA. It is a transcript of the gene Irf5, whose product is annotated as interferon regulatory factor 5. Gene Ontology annotation, molecular function: RNA polymerase II cis-regulatory region sequence-specific DNA binding; DNA-binding transcription factor activity, RNA polymerase II-specific; protein binding. Lineage: Eukaryota; Metazoa; Chordata; Mammalia; Rodentia; Muridae. Gene Ontology annotation, biological process: immune system process; regulation of transcription by RNA polymerase II. The record is from RefSeq and is a predicted model, not a curated record. Gene Ontology annotation, cellular component: nucleus. The transcript is spliced from 9 exons. The coding region runs from base 123 to 1637 and encodes 504 amino acids.